Molecule: messenger RNA, 1353 nt
Organism: Lentinula edodes (shiitake mushroom)
Lineage: Eukaryota; Fungi; Basidiomycota; Agaricomycetes; Agaricales; Omphalotaceae
Exons: 5
Coding region: 1-1353 (450 amino acids)
Source: RefSeq, a predicted model, not a curated record
AUGGGCGUGAGCUUGGUCUCUGGGGUCAAUGGCACUCGUCAUUCUGUCUCCAAAGGUAAAGGCAAAGCAAAGGCUACUCCAGAUGUAGAUGACGAUGACACUACUUCUCGGAAACGCAAGCGCGGUUCUCAGAAGGGACGUACCAGUGGUUCUUCAAACUAUACAGAUGAGGAUCUUGGUAUCCUGUUCGAAAUUCUUCGGCGCAACCUUCCUCUUGGCCAACGAGCUUGGUCCCGUUGUGCUGACGAGUUUAAUGAACAAGCAGAGCAGCAAGGACGGCCCACUCGUUUAGCAAAAUCUCUUGAACUCAAAUACAAGCAGCUGGUAAAGACCACUAAACCCACUGGAGAUGCGGAGCUGCCUCGGAAUGUGGAGGAUGCUCUCGAGAUUGAAGAAAUGAUGAAUGACAAGGCAGGAACACGCGAUCUUGACGACUCGGAUAUAGGUGAUUUCGAUGAUAAUGAUUCCGACUCAGAGUCAGAUAAGGAGAAUGCACCAACGCGGAAAAAAUCAAAGGCAACUGUCAAGAAGCAGUCCACUGCUACUGGACCAGUCGCUCGUAGGCAAGCCACUGGACAACAGACAUCAGUAACUAGCAGCAGAGACUUUGUAGAUACUCUUUCGGCAGCUUUGGACCCUGUUGCGCAGACAGCAAGGGCCGAGGAGCAGUCAUCCCGUACUCUACAAGCCACCAGCAUGCUGACCAUGUCUAGCCAGCUCCGAGAACUUCAACGCACAACCGAAAAUCUCCGCCAACGUCUGGAUGAAUCACAGAGGGAUCUCAUGCAGGCUGAACGGCGCGCCAACCGUGCUGAGAUGCGUGCUGAUCGUUUGGAGAUGAUGUCUGCUGUCAUGCAGACUCCCAUAGCUCCUGCUCGUAGUUUUCGCCCUCCAUCUCAUGGAUACCCUGUUCCUCCCCAUGCUCGUGUACAUAACCAUGAACCAGCCACUGAACCUGAGCGUUGGGUGAGGCAGGAAAUACAUUAUCCUGAAGGAGGACGCUCUUCUCGUUGGUUCAAUGUAGAUGAAGACAUUUCGAGUCCAGGCAGGUAUGAGGACUAUAACCGAGAAAAUCUUGAACCUGGGGCUUGCGUGUUUUAUUCUGAUGUUCAGAUGCGCUCUCCUACAUCAAUUCGCCCUCCUCGUACACCUUCUCGGCAUCAAAAUGAAAGCUCAAGACUCGAUUUGACAGUCUCUCCAAGCUCUGUGGCUGGAUCCUCUGGCCACAAAGCUUCGGUAUCUGUUUCCAUUACUCCUCAUCGCUUGCAUCACCGUAAAGGUUCUUUCCAGACAUUUGAAGCAUCCCAAGGUGACUGCGACAAACCUUCUCAACCCAACCGUGAAAGCUUUUAA